Messenger RNA from Cheilinus undulatus (humphead wrasse), 4205 nucleotides. It is a transcript of the gene rfx1b, whose product is annotated as regulatory factor X, 1b (influences HLA class II expression). Lineage: Eukaryota; Metazoa; Chordata; Actinopteri; Labriformes; Labridae. Gene Ontology annotation, cellular component: nucleus. The coding region runs from base 119 to 2662 and encodes 847 amino acids. The transcript has 18 exons. Gene Ontology annotation, biological process: regulation of transcription by RNA polymerase II. The record is from RefSeq and is a predicted model, not a curated record. Gene Ontology annotation, molecular function: DNA-binding transcription factor activity, RNA polymerase II-specific; RNA polymerase II cis-regulatory region sequence-specific DNA binding.
AACAGUUGCCCCGGUGAAGGCAAGGCGCCAUAGUCACGGUAGUCCUGGCGACAAGAGCCAAGCAACGGGAGUCAACAAUAACAACAUAAAUAACUAGUGCCUCAAAGCCUUGGUUGCCAUGGCAACUUCAGGAUACUCUGAGGACCUUCAGCCUCAGCAGGCCAACACAGUAACCAUAGCAACACCUGCUUCCACCACGCCCUCAUCUGCAAAGCCAGCACAUUUCCUUUCUGACAUCCCAGCAACCUCAGGAACCAUUUCAUCAGUGAACCAAUCAACCAGCACCUCAAAAACGGGACAGGAUGCACUUUGUUCUCAAGCAACAUCCUCCCAGGCUCAGAGCCAGAAAGCCGUGGUUCUGACCGCUCCCACCCAACACUAUGUAACCCCUGAAGUCCAGUCAUCCGCGGUCCAGAAAAGUAAUGGUCAGAGCACCUCACCCCAGUACAUCAUAGUGACUGUAACAGAUGACUCUGUCCACUCUAAUGACAGUCUGUCAGACUCUAGUCCACCUGCUCCUGGUGUUCCUACUCAGGUGGUCCAGCCACUACAGACCACCGCACAGCAGAGGUCAGUGUUGCAAGCAGCUAAGAGGAUUCAGAGUGGCCACGUCAACAGCCUGCAGUCUGUGCACAUCAACCAGGAGGUGGACCAUGUGUUCUCUGGCCAGGUGCAAUAUGUGGAAGGAGGAGGAGAUGCAACUUAUACCCCAUCCACCAUUCGCUCAAGCACCUACCCCUUCUCAGACUCACCCAUCUACUCCCAGACUCCUCCCACGUCCUCUUCUUAUUACGAUACCACGCCUAAUUCAGAGUCAGACCUCAGCAGCUCUGUGACCUCGCAGUCAGUUUCUGUGGCAACAGCAGGAGCCAAUAACGGGGGAGCAACUGCGGGCGGAGGAGGUUUCGUCAUUCAGGGAGGUUAUGUUUUAGGAGGAGGGGGUGGAGCAGCAGGGGGAGGAGGUACAGGACAGAGUUACUCCAGCCCUAACUCUCGUGCCCCGCCUGCCACUGUACAAUGGUUGUGUGAGAACUACGAGGGGGCAGAGGGGGUGAGUUUACCACGCUGCACUCUCUACUACCACUACCUGCUGCACUGCCAGGAGCAGAAACUAGACCCUGUCAAUGCUGCAUCCUUUGGUAAACUCAUCAGGUCUGUCUUCAUGGGGCUACGUACACGGAGAUUAGGAACCAGAGGGAACUCGAAGUACCACUACUAUGGCCUGAGGAUCAAAUCAGGCUCCCCUCUGCUCAGACUGAUGGAUGAACAACAGCACAUGGCCAUGAGGCAGCAACCUUUCUCACAGAAAAACAGAAUAAAGCCAGUUCAGAAGACACAGGGGAUUGCCAAUGGGACAUCAAGUGGGAUGAGUCAGCAGCAGGCUGCAGCACUCUGUGAUAUUUCAGCACAGGUGCAGCAGUAUCAACAGUUUUUAGAGGCAUCAAGACCACUACCAGACUUUGUGGACCUUGAUGUGCAUGACCAAAUCCUGCCUGAUGGGAUCCUUUUUGAGCACCUUAAGGCCUUUCAGACUCUCUACAGAGAACACUGUGAGGCCAUACUGGAUGUGAUGGUUAACCUUCAGUUUACCCUUGUGGAGACACUGUGGAAAUCCUUUUGGAGGUUCAGCCAGAACAGUGACUCAGAAUCACUCAACCCUCCCAUGUUCUCCCCCAGGCACAAUGAGUCUGAGAAGCGUCUGCCCAAAUCCUGCCUGGUGGUGCUGUGUAAGUUUGAGCCUGUGCUGCAGUGGACAAGAGAGUGUGACAACCUGCUUUACCAGACUCUGGUGGAGAUCCUCAUUCCUGAUGUGCUGAGACCUAUCCCCAGUGCCUUAACUCAGGCCAUACGUAACUUUGCCAAAAGUCUGGAGAGUUGGUUGACAGGUGCCAUGAUGAACAUCCCAGAAGAAAUGGUUCGCAUAAAGGUGGUGUGUGUGAGCUCUUUCUCUCAGACGCUGCGCCGCUACACCAGCCUAAACCAUCUGGCCCAAGCAGCACGUGCCGUCCUCCAGAACUCAGCCCAGAUCAACCAGAUGCUUUCAGACCUGAACAGAGUCGAUUUCACUAACGUACAGGAGCAGGCCUCCUGGGUGUGUCAGUGUGAAAACCAUGUUGUACAGAGGAUAGAGACGGACUUUAAAGCCACUCUGCAGCAGCAAAAUUCCCUGGAGCAGUGGGCCACCUGGUUGGAUGGUGUCGUCUCUAAGGCCCUUAAGCCAUACGAGCACAACGCUGUCGCUCUACCAAGGGCUGCCAAGAUCUUCUUGCUCAAUUGGUCCUUUUAUAGCUCUAUGGUAAUCAGAGACUUGACUCUGCGCAGUGCUGCCAGUUUUGGCUCCUUUCACCUGAUCCGCCUGCUGUAUGAUGAGUACAUGUACUACCUGAUAGAACACAGGGUGGCCCAGGCCAAAGGAGUGACUCCAAUUGCUGUCAUGGGAGAAUUUGCAAGCACAGCCAAGAGCAGAAACUCUGCAGACCUAGAGAAAGAAGAAGAGGAGGAAGAUGAUGAAGAGGAGAGCGAGGAUGAGACAGGAGAUUUGGUGCUUCAGUCCAGCUCUCUGGGUGCAGUCGAUGAGGAGAAGGAUUCGAUGGAGCCGCCCGCUAAGCAGCCCAGGACAAGUUUGAACCUGCACACUCUGGCAGAGAGUACAUCACCUUAAAUACAGAUUUAUAAUCUCGACACACACUUUACAAACACUUGUGCUUUAGGUUCAGCAUCAUGCCAUCUCAUCCUGUCAGCCUGUGUACACUUCUCGUUUGCCAGCUGAUGAUGUUUUGUGGGUGUGGUCAUGUGAUGUGUGUAAACGUGAGGAAGUGGGAGAGCCCCUUUGCCAACUGUUUUCAGUGCUGCCAUUUUUUCUCCUUUCUGCCUUCACUUGACAAGUCACAGACUUCCAUGUCAUGUUCUCUGUGCCUUCCCAUCCAUCCAGCGGUAGUACCCACUUCUGUCCAGCCUCAGCUUUAUUGUACAGACCUAUAUUCGCCAAUUCCCCUCCUGCCCCGCCUUAAUCACUGCCCUGAGUGCUGUUGAGAGAUGUUCUCCAUUUGGCCCUUACUGUCACUCACCUUGCCUUAGCAAUGACUAUGCAAGGGAGCUGGAAUUUAGGGAAUGGCACUACUUUACAUUUUUAAACCUCAGAGUAACAUCUGGAAUGAUACUGCACCAUGCCAUUGGUAUGUGGAUGUUAAAUGACAGGAAUUUGCCAUAUUUUUAUUUUGUACUUAUUUUGUUUCUUAAACAUGUGGCCAUUUGACUGAUAACCCUGUGCCUUUGAGAGAUUUCUAGCCUAAACUGUAUUCUACAAAUUCUGUAUUGGUGGAUUAAUAAAUAAUGAUCCUGUGAAGUAGUCCAUGUUGUCAUAACAUUUUACUCACCAUAAAAAAAAAAACGGAGAUGGUGACUGUCAAGCUUUGUUGAGCUUCUGCCUGGGUUCUCAUCCGUCCCUGCCUUUUUUAUCUUUUUAUCACCCAUGCAUUCAUUCAAGCCCUGAUCUCUGAUUUUGAAAAACAUAGCUUAGGCGUUAUCCCAUCACACACUUUCAGAGAUGCAGGUAAAGCUGUUCCCACCCAAUCAGCAGCACUUAAUUCACUGCAUCCAUGUCAACCCUUGGUAAUCUAGAACUACCAGCUGAAGCUCUCUAAGCUUUUGUAGUGCAGAAGUAGAUAUUUAUUUUCUGGAUAUCAAUGUUGAAUAUUUUGUCGAUAAUUCUAUAUUAUGUACCUUUUGUCAACCUUUUGCAUAUCCAAAGUAUUUGUAAUUUGUUGAACCAUUAUUGCCUUAACAAACAUGUCAUUCUGUGUCCCAAAACCGGGUUAUUCAGCUAUAUUUCUGUUGUGAUGAUUACAAUGGACCAAGUCUGUGGAUAUGGUGGCUUUCAUUAUGGCAUGAACAGAUGUUGAUUUUAUGCAGUGUAUGAAAAAGAUUUUAACUGGGUUGACCUGCUCUGACUACCCAGGUCCCACCAAAGAGCACUAACUUAAAAAAAAAAUGUAUUAGUUAUGGAAAGGGGGAAAAACUCAGACUUAAAAAUUAAACCCUCCGCUAACGAUGUCGCUGGGCUAAAAUUUGUGGCAUGGAUUCUGUCCUUGGAUUGUGCUGCUGAACCUUUUUAUAAACAAGUUCCUCCGUGUUAUGAAGAUCUUUGUACUUUAUAAUGUGAUCCACGUUUGUAGCUUUAUUCUCUGUUCACUAAAAGGAUGUGA